UUCAGCGCCCUGAAAGCCCGCAGAAGCCGCGCGAGCGAGGGGGACGUGCAGCGGAUCCGUGGAAGCGGGAGGCGUCUCCGCCUGUGAAUGGAUGCGGGACUGAGCGCUGCUCGACAUGGGCCGCCGCUGACAGCCCGGCAUUAGGUGGAAGCGACAGCUCUCUGGACCGAUAUUCGAGCUCACUGGAGACGCCGACGAGCCUGUUUACGCGGGACCGACUUUCUCACCGCCGAGCAGCGCUGGAAGCAGGAGCCGCUCCGUCGUUCGUUCCCCGGCACCAGCCGAGUCCAUCAGCAUUGACGCCUCUUUUCUUUGCGCCCCAGCGUUCGGAGCCAUGGGCUGCACGGUGAGCGCCGAGGAUAAGGCUGCGGCGGAGAGGUCAAAGAUGAUUGACAAGAACCUGCGAGAGGACGGCGAGAAGGCGGCCAGGGAAGUGAAGCUGCUGCUGCUAGGUGCUGGAGAAUCUGGAAAGAGCACCAUUGUGAAGCAGAUGAAAAUCAUCCAUGAAGACGGCUACUCAGAAGACGAGUGCAAGCAGUACCGCGCCGUGGUUUACAGCAACACCAUCCAGUCCAUCAUGGCCAUCGUCAAGGCCAUGGCCAACCUCAGGGUAGACUACAGCAGCCCCGCGCGAGUGGACGACGCGCAGCAGCUCUUCGCUCUGGCUGCGGCCGCUGAGGAGCAGGGCAUUCUUCCCGACGACCUGGCCAACGUGAUCCGGCGGCUGUGGGGCGACGGCGGCAUACAGAGCUGCUUCGCCAGGUCGCGAGAGUACCAGCUCAACGACUCUGCAGCAUAUUACCUGAACGACCUGGAGAGGAUAGCUAAGGCGGACUACAUCCCCACCCAGCAGGACGUGCUGCGGACCCGAGUCAAGACCACCGGCAUUGUGGAAACGCACUUCACCUUCAAGGAGCUGCACUUCAAGAUGUUUGAUGUGGGAGGCCAACGCUCAGAGAGAAAGAAGUGGAUCCACUGCUUUGAAGGAGUCACAGCCAUCAUCUUCUGUGUUGCUCUGAGCGCGUAUGACCUGGUGCUGGCUGAGGACGAAGAGAUGAAUCGAAUGCACGAGAGCAUGAAACUCUUUGACUCCAUCUGCAACAACAAGUGGUUCACCGAGACGUCCAUCAUCCUCUUUCUCAACAAGAAGGACCUGUUUGAGGAGAAGAUCACGCGCAGCCCUCUCACCAUCUGCUUCCCGGAGUACGCAGGGGCCAACAAGUUUGACGAGGCGGCCAGUUACAUUCAGACCAAGUUUGAGGACCUGAACAAGAAGAAGGACACCAAGGAAAUCUACACCCACUUCACGUGUGCCACCGACACCAAGAACGUGCAGUUCGUCUUUGACGCCGUUACUGAUGUCAUCAUUAAGAACAAUCUAAAAGACUGUGGUCUUUUCUAAAGGGACGAUGCCUGACCGACGUACGCAGACUGCAUGAGAGACUGCAACAGCCAUGUGAUGAUUACUGCUUUUCAUAAUGAAAACAAUAACAGACUUGAUUCCUAGAGUGGAAGCCGGAACCAACGCCAAUAAUCACUGAUUUGCAACCAUCACCUUCUCUGUCUGACGUGUUAUUAGUUUUAUAAAUAGAUUUCGUAUUGCUCCUGAUCGGGGGGGGGGGGUCUCACACUGUUCCUGCUGAGUAAAUAGACGUUUGACCACCUACAGUCGAGACACUGGCCCCGGAGAAUCGUUAUUUUUAAUUAGAUUGGAAAAUUGUAAAUAAGCAGAUGAAAUGAAAACAGUAAAUCAUCACGCCACAAAUAGAAAAUACAGUGGAAUGCGUGUUUUCAGCUAAUUAGCCUCCGAGGAUGAGUUCAACAAUCACUUGUUUAAUUCCUUCCGUGUCACUUAGUUCGACUUUUAUUGGACUGUUAUUUUUCCGUUCUGCUGUUGAAGCUUGGGAUCCAGUUCAACUUUUUAUACAAACCACCACGCUUACGUUGACCGACGCCGGCACUCGACGAACCUUUCGACUGCACAGAGCUUAUUUUUUAGAAGAAAACACACGAGCAUGGAGAAUGAACACAGAUGAAGGGAACGCGUUUUUGUACAAUGUUUACACAGAAUCAAUAUCCACAGUUGUACUAUAGUGCAUUGUUCUGCAUGACUGUCCAUAGAUUAGCCUGUGCUCCCCACAAACUAAAUAACAUUCCUUAAGCAACUACGUUAAAGAAACUAAACAAAUGGUUAUGUGUCACUUCUAAGAUAUUUGCAAGAUUUUUAAGUGGUUCCGUCAGUUCCUACAUGAAUUGUUCUGUACUCUUUGUUUCAUUCAGUCUUUCUACAUAUGUUUGUGCCUUGAUAUCUGUUUACACCUGUUCUUUAGAGACAUGCUAUAAUCAUAGUGUGAAUUAGGGCUAUUUUUACUCCACUUCACUUCACGUACAGUAAGCCAUGUUUCAAAAUGCCACAACACGGAGGCAAAUGCAUCAUAGUUGUUCAUUAUUAUUAAGGUAAAACUCAUUCACUUGUUCAAUGUAAAUAAAGGUUUGGUCACACUGUAA
Messenger RNA from Betta splendens (Siamese fighting fish), 2508 nucleotides. RefSeq names its product guanine nucleotide-binding protein G(i) subunit alpha-2. The transcript has 9 exons. Lineage: Eukaryota; Metazoa; Chordata; Actinopteri; Anabantiformes; Osphronemidae. Gene Ontology annotation, molecular function: GTPase activity; GTP binding; G protein-coupled receptor binding. The coding region runs from base 335 to 1402 and encodes 355 amino acids. The record is from RefSeq and is a predicted model, not a curated record. Gene Ontology annotation, cellular component: heterotrimeric G-protein complex. Gene Ontology annotation, biological process: adenylate cyclase-modulating G protein-coupled receptor signaling pathway; gamma-aminobutyric acid signaling pathway.